Messenger RNA from Octopus sinensis (East Asian common octopus), 809 nucleotides. RefSeq lists its product as uncharacterized. NCBI's taxonomy places the organism in Eukaryota, Metazoa, Mollusca, Cephalopoda, Octopoda, Octopodidae. The transcript has 4 exons. The record is from RefSeq and is a predicted model, not a curated record. The coding region runs from base 99 to 794 and encodes 231 amino acids.
UUGGCGAAAAUACAUGAAUUGAUUAAAUGGUGUCUGAGGAGUAUUAAAAGGAGCCACCAACAGACGGCUUCAGAUCAGUUUUCCUUUUCGAAGCCAGGAUGAAUCAACUUCUGCUUAUAUUUUGCUUCACGUUUUCGGUUGUAAUUACACAAAAACCAGAACACACUAUAAAUGAUGAAGAAGCAGUGGACAAAAUUCUUCACUUGAACACCCCGGAUCAAGUCGUUGAAAGACUUACAGAAAAAACGGAACUUGGCGACAAAUUUGACAUCAGGUUUGAACUGGCGGCCACGUUCGGGACACUCCAAUUCGAAUCUUUGAAGAUGAUCGAUGACAAUUUAAAAAUAAUGGUUGCUGGUGCUAUAAGUGAAAUGGAUAAGCUGAAUAAAACAAGUUGGGAUGGUCUUUUGGAUUCUUUGGACAGAAUACCAUAUUUGGAAAUGGUUGGUGGAAGAACAAACUUUACUGAAUCUAAUAUGACCCGAGUGAGAACCGAAAUGCUGGAUUUUGCCAGCCGUGAAGUCGACUAUAUGACGGUUUUCUUCACCGAACUGUGGUUUGACCGCUUAAUACAAGAGCAUCCGAUGUUAGGCGAGAUGAACAUAAAUAUUACCAAUUUAGCUUAUUAUCUCGCAAAUGGUGAAGAAAUUUCGAUCAAAAACGCACUUUUGGGUAAUGAUUAUAAAAGGAGAGAAUUGAUGGAUUUGGCAAUUUUAAGAUUUCCUGAUAUCACGAAUCCCUACCUCACCGUGAGUAUGUCUCUAAAGUCCACUGGCAAUUUUUUUAAACGUUAGACAUCAAAACAUAAU